AUGCAGUACAUGGGUACGGAUAUCAUCGGGUUUGAUACGGAAUUCGUUUUAGAGCUAAGUGAAGGACGUUCGAACCAUUUGGACAGCGGGAAGGUCUCUCCAAGAGAUGAACUACUGAGGGACACGAUCCGGAGCAACGGGAUGCGAAAUAGCAUUUCGUCAUCUGAGAAGAAAACGUUAUGCCUCAUUCAGCUCAGCUCGAAAGACCUCUGCUUCGUCUUCAACAUUAACAAACUCAAGGGGGAAAUCCCCAUGUGUGUGAAGGAAAUUAUGGAGGAUGAAAAAAUAAAGAAAGUAUGUCAUGACCUUCGAAAUGACGAAGCUAUGUUCCAAGAUCAACAUAUCCAAAUAAGGAACACUUUCGAUUUAUAUGAUUUUUGCAUGCAGAGUUUUCUAUACCCUCCUUCAUUACAAUUCUUAGUCAAAUUAUUUCUUAAAAAGAAUUUAGAAAAACAUUUUCGAUUGUCUAACUGGUUAAGUGAUGACUUGAAGGAGGAGCAAAUUCUGUAUGCUGCUGCGGAUGCCUAUGCGUCGAGGGAGGUCUAUAUGGUUUUAAAGGAACUGGGCAAGCUGAAGCAGUCGUGUGUGCCGAAGCAGCCGUGUGUGCUGAAGCAGUCGUGUGUGCUGAAGCAGUCGUGUGUGCUGAAGCAGUCGUGUGUGCCGAAGCAGUCGUGUGUGAUGAAGCAGUCGUGUGUGCCGAGUCAGCCGUGUGUGCCGAACUCCCUCCGUGUUGUACAUGAGGCAUGUGAUGUGGCUUCACAGGGGAGGACUAAUGUAACCCCUGCUGUGGUGGAUCCCCAUCUGAUGACUGCAAUCGAUAAGGAGGAAAACCCAAGUAAUGCCAAAAAGCCUUAUGGUGAGACCCCUCAAGAGGGAGAAGGUAAAAAUAAUGUUUUCUCAGCAGACGCGCAGCAAAGUAGUAACACCCAAAUAGGAGAUGAAACGAAAAGGUGCACUCCCGCAAUGAACACCUCUGUCACGACGAUUGAGCAGAAUGACACAACGAUGGGGCGAAACUCCACGGGGAUGGAAAAACAGACGUAUGCAUUUUUGGAAAUUCACCAGAUAAGCACUAUACAUGAGUUAAAAAGUAAAAUCCACGUGAAAUGCGCCCAACUGUGUAACAUAACCUUUGUUGAAGAAAUGGUGUUUGCAGGCAGUGGCUAUAAAAACCGGAUGUCCUUGCAGGACGUGGAGAAAGGCAGGUCCCUCAUCGUGCUGCAUUCGCAGGGCUUCGAUGAGGAAGUCAGGUGUUGCCACGAAAUACUGAGUUAUAUGGACAGCGCGGCGUAG
This is a messenger RNA of Plasmodium cynomolgi strain B, 1293 nucleotides long. RefSeq names its product DNA binding protein. Gene Ontology annotation, molecular function: nucleic acid binding; 3'-5' exonuclease activity. Lineage: Eukaryota; Apicomplexa; Aconoidasida; Haemosporida; Plasmodiidae. The record is from RefSeq and is a predicted model, not a curated record. Gene Ontology annotation, biological process: nucleobase-containing compound metabolic process. The transcript has 2 exons. The coding region runs from base 1 to 1293 and encodes 430 amino acids.